Messenger RNA from Phytophthora sojae, 1131 nucleotides. RefSeq lists its product as hypothetical. Gene Ontology annotation, biological process: mitotic spindle organization; regulation of cytokinesis; protein phosphorylation. The transcript has 2 exons. Bases 1 to 1131 code for a protein of 376 amino acids. The record is from RefSeq and is a predicted model, not a curated record. Gene Ontology annotation, molecular function: ATP binding; protein kinase activity. NCBI's taxonomy places the organism in Eukaryota, Oomycota, Peronosporomycetes, Peronosporales, Peronosporaceae. Gene Ontology annotation, cellular component: spindle midzone; spindle microtubule; spindle pole centrosome.
AUGUCGUACCUGAGAAGCGCGGAGCUACCCAAAGCUGCAGCAAGGAUCUCCUAUCUCGUUCCCCAUUUCCCUAACGACUUCCAAGAGUCCGCAUCAACCCACAUCAACACCAGCAUGCUGGCGUGCAUAACGAGCAGCACCCCGUCGCCCCUGGCGCCGAGGCGGCUGCAGACGCCGGCGGACGAGCAGCUCCGCAAGGGCCCGUACACGAUCACCAAGGAGCUCGGCUCGGGGCUGCACGGGCGCGUGCUGCUGGCCUACGACGACCGGCUGCAGCGCGACGUGGCCGUCAAGCUGCCGGCCGCGCUCACGACGGACCGCGUGGACCUCGACGCGCUCGAGCUGCAGGUGGCCUCCAUCGUGCACGAGUGCAACGCCAUGAACCGCGUGCAGCACCCGAACGUGCUGCAGAUCGACCGCCUCGUGUCCGGCAAGAAGCUCGACUGCGACUACGUGGCCAUGGUGACCGAGUUCGCGCCCAACGGCGACCUGUUCGACCUGCUCGAGGUCGGCGGCGCGCUGCCGGAGCCGUUGGUCAAGGUCUACAUGUGCCAACUGCUGCGCGCGCUGGAGGCGUGCCAUGCCAACGGCGUCGUGCACCGAGACGUCAAGCCCGAGAACUUGCUGCUGGAUGCCAACUACCAGCUCAAGCUGGCGGACUUUGGCGUUGCAGCGAUGGCACCCACGGGCGAGGACGCCUCCGACGUGUUUUCAAGAGACGAGAGCGGGACGGCGCUCUACAUGGCGCCCGAGAUCAGGUCGAGACAGCUGUACCGCGGCACGCCGGUGGACGUGUGGUCUGCUGGCGUCGUGCUGUUCAUCUUGAUGACGGGUCUGCCGCCGUUCAACGAGGCCCACAAGGGAGACGCCUGGUACGACGACCUGCUGGCCGGCGACUUGGAGCACUUUUGGCAGACGCAGCCGGACGAGGUGCUGCAGGUCAUGACUCCUGGUGCACAGGACCUCAUCUCAGCCAUGCUGGUCAACCCGGACCAGCGGAUCACAGUGGCGGAGGCGCUAGAGCACCCGUGGCUGCGAGGCGCCGACUGCGUUGACUCGGUGCUGAUCCGUGACGCUGUGUCGACCCACCUGGAGGCGGCUCGCGCUGCCAGCAAGAUCGAAACUGCUUGA